AUAAUGUAAUAGUAUGAGCACUGAAAUAUCUCCAGACGCUUUGUUUCUCUUUGUACGUUUGUUGUUUAUAUGUGAAAACUCAAUAAAAACCCGAGUGUGACAGAAAGAUGCCUCAUGCAGUGUGAGACUGAUGAGGUAACGACGGCACUACACUCACUCACUGUGCAGAAUAGUUAGUUUAAUACUGUGCACACCAGAAAAACCUCAGAUAGCAGAAAUUGACAUAUAGAUAAACACACCACACAGGCACGUGCACACACACACACACUGGUUAUUUGUUACCGUGCACUGCUGUGUCAAAACAUCUUAACGUGACUUGGAGUAAAUUAAUAGACGAGAUCUCGACAGAAUGUGGACACAAGCGUCUCCCGUCACAUCAACAUUUGACGGUUUUACCUGAGAGCAGCUGUUCUGAACCUGUGAGUCAGUCAGGAUCCCUCGAGGGCUCACAAGAUAAAAAUAAGCAAUAACAAGUAAUAACUGUGACUAAAACAGUGACUUUAAUUAUUUCAAUAACAUGAACAUUUCCAUCUUACAUGAGCAAGUGUCACAUUUAAUGUAGGUUUUCCAUCACAUUGAGAACCAUCUAAAUAAACAUAAUGUCUUUAUUAUUACAGAGAUAUACAUGAAAGUUAUGCAUUUCAAAUAGGUUGUUCUAGCAGUUUUUAUUAUUGUCGCUUAAUUUAUACACAUGGGCUCAAUAUGAUAAAAACUUUGCAUUGAAUUUGAGCCUUUACAGUAAACUUAUGUAACAGAACUAGAUGGGAAAUGUACUUAUCAUUAAUAUACUCAAAAUAACUGUCUAAGAUAAUUAUUUAGUGUUUUGUUAAUGUGUGAAAAUCCCACCUAACUGGUUUGAGUCCAGACUUCAUUCUCUGCCUGUUUUUAUCCCACUUUUUUAGUCUGUUUACUUUCAAUAAAGACAUAAAACGCCACAAAAUACAACAAUAUGUGAAGGAAGAAGCUUUUCUCAUGCCCACACUGAGACCCAAACCUGUGACAAGGGGUCACAAGCACAUAUUGCCUCAUUUUAAAGUCCAGUGUAUAUGAUGUAGGUGGAUCUAUUGUCAGGAAUUGAAUGCAACAUUCAUAAUGUGACCUCAGAAUGAGUCUUUUCUGUCUACAGAGGGAGCGCGGCCUCUUCAACACAGUCCGCCAUGUUUUUUUGAGUAGCUUUGAACUGACAAACAAACACCGGCUGGGCGUUUUGCAUUUUUUUUUUGGUGUCUGCCAUACUUCCACCACGCUGGUAGGGGAACGUGAAGGGAGGAGCAGAAUUUCCAAAUUGAUUUGGUUGCAAAAUGCAAAACCACUUAAUCCUACACACUGGACCUUUAAGGGUUUCAACCAAAUUAGGUAACAACUGACAGCCUCAGAAAGCACAGCAGGGUCCAACAUAUCCCAUAAUUGAUUUUACUGCGUUCACUGAUUAGGUUAGUAUUUGUUUUGACUGAUAUCAUUCUAACGGCUGUUAAAGCUACAAAUAAAUAAAGUGCUUGUUCUUGUAAAUGUGCAGAAGAAAAAAUAAACAAUCGGUUGGAGGAAAUAAAUACAUCCAUGAAACUUUCCUUUUUAAAAACCACUUUAAGAUCCAGGUUUUCCCUUUGAUUUCCUGUUGAGUAGCUCUUUCUUCGCUCGCCAGCAGGCUGCUUCCAAUUUAAAAUGGGUUUUUAAAAAGAAUCCUUACAAGUAUAAUGUUUGCAAAAGAAAGCCAGAGAGGCAUUACUGUGGUCUGCUGGAGCAUUUUAGUCUAGUUUCUUUUUGUUUUUUUUUCUUGGCUGUGUUACAGUCGAGACUCUUCUAAGACAGGGAUGUUUAAUCGAAGCUGAAACACACAUUCCUGAUGCUUAACAGACCAUUUGUAUGUUUUUAAAGAGUAAGGAGGUCAUUGAAAUUAGUUUAUCUUAAAUAAAUAGGCAUAAAAAACAAAGAUUCAAGCUCUUAAAACAAUAUGAAACCUCUUAUGUAACUUCGUGGAGAAGUAUCAGCGCUUUGAGUCGAAGUAAACGAGUAGAUCGCGACUCGCAGGCAACAGAUCUGCUUAAAAUUAUCCCCUUGUAUGUAUCACAUGGCACUGUGAGUUUCUCUGAGUGGAGGAUGACUCAUUCAUUCAGCCUGCACACCCAUUACAGUGAGAGAGAGACAUAGAGGGAGACAGAGACAGAGAGAGAGAGAGAGAGAGAGAGAGUGAGAGUGAGGACCAACCACCUACCAAGUGCCAAAGUUGAGGCCAGCCUCUCUCCUCUCCUCCCAUCUCAUUCUUUCCUACAUGGGCACCGUCAGAUGGACUUGCAGACAGCGCAGUAACGGACUGAGCAGUGCCGGAGACCUCAGAGAGACUCUCAUCACAAGACAGCAAAAGAAAAUUAACAGAAAAGUCUACGAAUACAUCUCGGAGCAGCAUUUUCUCUUCUCCUGACGAGCUUUAAAAAGACAGCAAGUAAGAACAAUGGCGACGCCCAAAAACACUCCCCGAGGUGCAAACACACCAAUCUCCCCCAACCGCAUCACUCGCCUCCAGGAGAAGGAAGAUCUGUCCAACCUCAACGACCGGCUGGCCGUCUACAUCGACAAGGUGCGCUUCCUGGAGGCCGAGAACGCCGGCCUGCGUCUGCGCAUCACCGAGUCGGAGACCGAGGUCAGCCGGGAGCUGACGGGCCUGAAGGCGGCGUACGAGACGGAGCUGGCCGAUGCCCGUCAGACUCUGGACUCCGUGGCCAAAGAGAGGGCGCGUCUGCAGCUGGAGCUGGGCAAGCUGAGGGAGGACUACAAGGAGCUGAAGGCAAGGAACACCAAAAAGGAGUCGGACUUGGCCGGAGCGCAGCAGAGGCUCAAAGACCUGGAGGCUCUGCUCAACUCCAAGGAUGCGUCCCUGACUACGGCUCUGGGAGAGAAGCGCAACCUCGAGGUGGAAAACAGGGACCUGAAGGCGCAGGUUGCCAAGCUGGACACCAGUUUGGGCGAUGCCAGGAAGCAGCUGCAGGAUGAGAUGCUGCGGAGGGUGGACGGAGAGAACCGCAUCCAGACCCUCAAGGAGGAACUGGACUUUCAGAAAAACCUCCACUCCGAGGAACUGCGGGAAGUCAAGAGGCGCCACGAGUCUCGUAUGGUGGAGAUGGACAAUGGCCACCAGCAAGAGUUUGAAAGCAAGCUGGCGGAGGCGCUGGCCGAGAUGCGUAACCAGCACGAGCUGCAGAUCAAAAUGUACAAGGACGAGAUCGAGAAGACGUACAACUCCAAGCUGGAAAAUGCCCGUCAGUCGGCCGACAGGAGCAGCCACCUGGUCGGAGCGGCACACGAGGAGCUGCAGCAGACGCGAAUCCGCCUGGAGUCCAUGUCGGCUCAGCUCAGCCAGCUGCAGAAACAGCUGGCGGCCCGUGAGGCGAAGAUAAGGGACCUGGAGGACGCUCUGUCUCGGGAGCGGGACACCACUCGCCGCCUGCUGGGAGAGAAGGACAGAGAAAUGGCCGAGAUGAGGCAGCAGAUGCAGCAGCAGCUGGACGAGUACCAGGAGCUGCUGGACGUCAAGCUGGCUCUGGAUAUGGAGAUUUGUGCCUACAGGAAGCUGCUGGAAGGAGAGGAGCAGAGGCUGCGUCUCUCCCCAAGCCCCCCGCCCAUCAAAGUGACAGCGAGUCGCUCCUCUGCAUCAGCUCACUCUCGAUCGGUCAACUACAGCAGCCAGAACUCUCCUGCCAAGAGGCGCCGCCCCAACGACACCGACAGCGAGGCCUCCAGCUUCACGGGUGGAGCCGUGGCCCGCACUCGCAUCACCCAGCAGGCCUCAGCCAGCGGACGGGUCACCGUGGACGAGGUGGACCUGGAGGGGAAAUAUGUCCGACUGAGCAACAAAGCAGAUGAGGAUCAAAACCUGGGGAACUGGCAGCUGAAGCGGCAGGUUGGAUCCGGUGCUCCCAUCAUCUUCAAGUUCCCGGUGAAAUUCACCUUGAAGGCCGGACACAGGGUGACGAUCUGGGCUUCUGGUGCUGGUGGGACUCACAAUCCUCCCUCUGACCUGGUGUGGAAGACUCAGCCCUCCUGGGGCACCGGAGACCUGUUCCAGACCACCUUGAUCAGUGCCAGUGGAGAGGAAAUGGCGAUGAGGAAGGUGACCCGCACACAGCUGGAAGAAGAAGACGAUGACAUGCAGGUGGCUCACAGCACCUGUGGGGACAGUGAGUACAACCUGCGGAGCCGGACGGUGGUCUGCGGCUCCUGCGGACUUCCUUCAGACAAAUCCAGCAGCUGCUCGGUGAGCUCAGCCUCCCGCUCGUUCCGCAGCGGAGGCCUCUCCGAGGGUUUACUGCCGCACUCCUACGUGUUCAGCACCAGCACCCCUCGCAAGGCCGGAUUUGGAAUGGAGAGCUGUCCAAUCAUGUGAGCCUCUGGAUCCUGAAACACUUCAACUAUUCAAGUAGUUUUUAGUUGGUAGUUCUUUAGUUACCAGUUAUAAUUAGAAGUUCAGUUCAUGUACUUUUGAAUUAUGUUAAAGAUACUGUAUGCAAUAAAACCUCAUACUGCUUUUUUUUUAUAAUGUAUAUAGGCAUGCCUUUGACAUAUGUUCUUGAAUAUAAAAGGUGAUUAAAGCAGCCACUUUUGUAUCAGUGACAUUAAGGGUUUGAAACUUCUACCAGUCUUCCAGUAAAUAGUAAAUCCAGAGCUUUUCAGAUGCUCUAGCAGCUUUAAACAACUGCUCGGACUAAUUAAUAAAGCUGGUGAUACCAACAGA
Molecule: messenger RNA, 4726 nt
Organism: Acanthopagrus latus (yellowfin seabream)
Lineage: Eukaryota; Metazoa; Chordata; Actinopteri; Spariformes; Sparidae
Product: lamin-A-like
Exons: 13
Coding region: 2450-4378 (642 amino acids)
Source: RefSeq, a predicted model, not a curated record